AUGGCUGACGAUAUCUGUCCCCAGUCAACUGAACCGACUUUGUCUUUUACACAGGGUCUGAUAGUUGGGCAAAUCUCAGUGGUUCUGGUGUUGGCUGCCUUCAUCAAAUUCUUCAUCUUUGGUGACCCUCCGUCACCAGAUGUUACAGCUUCUCUACGAGCUACUGAAAGACGGUCAAGGACACUUGCUCAUAAGCGCUCGCUGCUAAGUCUAAGAAGCUCUGGGAACCGUCAAGAUAGAGAACUCAGCCGCAAGAAGUCAACUGUCCUUAGGAGCCCUCCUGCACUUACCAUUGGGUCAAUCCUAAGCAAGACGUACUACAAUGUCGACAGCCACCAGCCUGAGAGUUUGGACUGGUUCAAUGUUCUUAUUGGACAGACUAUUGCUCAGUUCCGCAGCGAUGCCCAGCAUGAUGAUGCAAUCCUAGACUCUCUUAGUAAGGCCAUGAACGGGGGAUCAAGGCCGGACUUUAUCGACGAGAUCAGGGUCACAGAGUUAAGUCUUGGCGAGGACUUCCCAAUCCUGAGCAAUUGUCGAAUCAUUCCUGUUGAUGAGGAUGGUGUGAGCCUGGGUCCUGGAAAGAAGUUCGACCCGGACACUGCAGCAAGAGAUGGUACGCGUCUGCAGGCGCGGAUGGACGUUGAUUUAAGCGACAUGCUUACCUUGGCUGUGGAAACAAAGCUUCUCCUCAACUAUCCGAAGAAACUCUCCGCAGUACUUCCUGUCGCAUUGGCUGUCUCUGUGGUCAGGUUCAGCGGCACUCUUUCAAUCUCUUUUAUACCAAGCAAUCCCUCUCAGUCCACCCCCACAAGAAUGAUCUUCAACUUCCUGGACGAUUAUAGAUUAGACUUCUCUAUUCGAAGUCUUCUCGGCAGUCGUUCUAGAUUGCAGGACGUCCCCAAGAUUGCCCAACUGAUAGAAGCUCGUCUGCACCGUUGGUUUGAUGAGCGAGCUGUUGAGCCGCGAUUCCAGGAAAUUGCCCUUCCAAGCCUAUGGCCGAGAAAGAAGAACACGCGAGGGCCGGAUGACGGCCUCGCCGAAGGAAGUGUUCCCGUUGGCCGGUCAAAGGGUAAGGAUAGCGGUAGGGACCCGAGGGAGGAGACACGGGGAGGAGAUGCAGAAAUUAGGGAUCGAGGAACGAUUCGGCAAAGGCGAGGAACGAGAAGUAGUGACGGAGAUGACUUCUCGAUGCCAGGAUCUCUCCCGGGGUUUCAGAUAGCAGCGUAA
This is a messenger RNA of Fusarium sp. VM40, 1227 nucleotides long. Lineage: Eukaryota; Fungi; Ascomycota; Sordariomycetes; Hypocreales; Nectriaceae. The record is from the annotation of a GenBank genome assembly.